This is a messenger RNA of Rosa rugosa (rugosa rose), 1640 nucleotides long. Its product is annotated as dynamin-related protein 4C-like. The transcript is spliced from 2 exons. Bases 307 to 1437 code for a protein of 376 amino acids. The record is from RefSeq and is a predicted model, not a curated record. NCBI's taxonomy places the organism in Eukaryota, Viridiplantae, Streptophyta, Magnoliopsida, Rosales, Rosaceae.
UUUACAGUGUACUACCUCCUGAAACUUGGAUAUGUGGGAAAGUAAAUAUGAUCAGAAAAGACAUUUGAUGUUGAACUCUAUUUUAUAGGUGGAGAGUCAAAGAAGCCCCUAUGUGUUAGGGUUUUAGCUGUUGUGAGUUAAGUUUGAACCUCUAAUGUAAAGCUCUUUGAUGGUUAAUGCCUGUUCCACCACGUUCAUUGACAAGAAUCACUAAUACAGUAUUACCGAUUUGGCAUUUACUAUGUAUGAGUAAUGCUACUUAUUCCCACACUUCUGUGAAGUUGUGACCAUUUGUAUACUUCAGAAAUGGGGAGAAAGAGAAAAAACAAAUCAUCAAGAGGUUCCAAAGAAAGAAAGACCAGAUCAGAAAUGGGAGUAGCAAACCAAGAUGCUGUAAUUCCUCGCCGCAAGAUCCGACAUGUCAUCAAUUCUUGCAAGGAGGAAGGGAUUGAAAUUCCAGUCCCAACCAGAGCUAGAGACUUGCCAGAGAUUGCUAAGAAGAUCGAUGCCAAGCUCUGUUACUGCCUCUCGGAACUUAAUUUGCUGUCUGCUAGUAUUUCAUCGGUUGAUGAGGCGGUUGCCACUUUCAUGCAACUGGUGGCAUUGUCCAAAGAAUCUCUCAUAAAAAUCCUUGUGAGAGGAGAAUUUGAUGAGUAUCCUGAUGACAAGAGCAUGCACGGCACUGCAAACCUGGCUGAGAUGUACAAUCAGUUCAAGGAUGAACGUGGCUGGCUGCAUUCCAGCUUUUUCCGACGUGACCUCAAAAGUAACUUCCUACAGUCGGAGAUCAACUACUGUAUGUUUACUCAGCAGGUGGGAAAAGCCAGUGGUCUUGCAGCAAAACUUGCCGCGGAUCUUACAGCAGAUCUAGCCGUGGUGGAACAUCACCAUGAUUCCUGGUUUCUGUAUAUGUUCUGGUAUUACGUGAUCAUGCAAGUAACUCGUUCUGUGUUAAAGACUUAUCUAUCAAGAUAUGUUCAUCUUUGUAUCCAUGUUGAGUCACUUGUUUAUAAUAUAAUGGACAAGAUGAUUCAGAGGUCGUAUCAGUGGACGCAUGAGAACUAUUAUACCGUGAAUGUGAAUGAGGAAAAAACGGAUGAGUUUUUUUCCGAGUAUACUAGACUUAUGUCCAAAUGCAAUGUAUUCAUCCAUGGAGUCCUUGAUGAUCCGGAAAAGCCCUCUACAAUUAUUGUAGACGGUAUUGGGGAGAUUGUGGUUGAAGGUCUUAGGAGUUACUCGCGUGAUCUACUAUCUGAAGCCUUUAGCGUCAGAAUGCAAUCAAUUGCAUUUCGGAAGAUACAUACAGAAACUUUUAUUGAAGGUAUGGCUUCUCAUUUGCAGUCGAGUGUACGUUGCAAACCUUCUGGACACAUACAUGGAUUUGGAGAUGUUCGAUAUGCAGAUCUUGAAGAGGCCACAUUUUGCUCAUGUAUUUGAGGAUAUGCUUGAGAACUAUCCUUUGGCACGCAAGGGUCUUGAAAAGAGAAUCAAUAUGCUCAAGAAAGCUAAGGAGAUUUGUGAGGGGAUUAUGGAUGCUUAUGAUGAGAGAUAAUGCUAGCUCUCUUUAUAGCCAGCUUUUUUGAUUUUUCUUUCCUUCUUUUCCUGUCAUUUUGCUUAUAUGCAUGCUAUUCUGUUCUUUU